This is a messenger RNA of Psammomys obesus (fat sand rat), 3723 nucleotides long. RefSeq names its product PHD finger protein 19 (gene Phf19). The record is from RefSeq and is a predicted model, not a curated record. The coding region runs from base 21 to 1763 and encodes 580 amino acids. Gene Ontology annotation, cellular component: nucleus. The transcript is spliced from 15 exons. Gene Ontology annotation, biological process: regulation of DNA-templated transcription; chromatin organization. Gene Ontology annotation, molecular function: DNA binding; chromatin binding. NCBI's taxonomy places the organism in Eukaryota, Metazoa, Chordata, Mammalia, Rodentia, Muridae.
CGCGCUGCCUCGCGAAGCUGAUGGAGACUCAGGCUCUGGAACCGGGGACUCAGGAAGCCUAUGGCACCACCACCCCCCUCCCUAACAAGGGGUCCCUGUCUAAGACCAAAAAGUACUUCAAAGACUUGAUGUCCAAGCUGACAGAGGGACAGUAUGUGCUAUGCCGGUGGACAGACGGGCUCCACUACCUCGGCAAGAUCAAGAAGGUCAGCAGUCCUAAGCAAAGCUGCCUUGUGACGUUUGAAGAUAAUUCCAAAUACUGGGUCCUGUGGAAGGACAUACAGCACGCUGGCGUUCCAGGAGAGGAGCCCAAGUGUGACAUCUGCCUGGGGAAGACAUCAGGGCCCAUGAAUGAGAUUCUCAUCUGCGGGAAGUGUGGCCUGGGUUACCACCAGCAGUGCCACAUUCCCAUUGCAGGCAGUGCCAACGGGCCCCUCCUCAGUCCUUGGUUCUGCCGGCGCUGCAUCUUCGCACUGGCUGUGAGGAAAGGCGGCGCGCUGAAGAAAGGCGCCAUCGCCAGGACGUUGCAGGCGGUGAAAAUGGUGCUGUCCUACCAGCCAGAGGAGCUCGAGUGGGACUCGCCCCAUCGCACCAACCAGCAGCAAUGCUACUGCUACUGCGGCGGGCCUGGAGAGUGGUACCUGCGGAUGCUGCAGUGCUGCCAGUGUAGACAGUGGUUCCACGAAGCCUGCACACAGUGCCUCAAUGAGCCUAUGGUGUUUGGAGACCGGUUCUACCUGUUCUUCUGCUCCGUGUGUAACCAAGGCCCAGAGUAUAUCGAGAGGCUGCCCCUGCGAUGGGUGGACAUAGUUCACCUGGCCCUCUAUAACCUGGGAGUACAGAGCAAGAAGAAGUACUUUGACUUUGAGGAGAUUCUGGCCUUUGUCAACCACCACUGGGAGCUCCUGCAGCUUGGCAAGCUCACCAGCACCCCUGUGUCAGAUCGCGGACCACACCUCCUCAAUGCUCUCAACAGUUACAAAAGCCGGUUCCUGUGUGGCAAGGAGGUGAAGAAGAAGAAAUGCAUCUUCCGCCUGCGCAUCCGUGUCCCGCCUGCCCCUCCAGGAAAGCUGCUUCCCGACAAGGGGCUGAUGCCAAACGAGAGAGGGAUCUCUGGGCUGCUUCGUAAGAGAGGAAAGAGCAAGCCUGGUUUGUUGCCUAAGGAAUCCCAGCAGCAGAAAAGGCGAGUUUAUAGAAGAAAAAGAUCAAAGUUUUUGCUGGAAGAUGCUAUUCCCAGUAGCGACUUCACCUCAGCCUGGAGCACGGACCACCACCUGGCCAGUAUAUUCGACUUCACACUGGAUGAGAUUCAGAGUUUAAAAAGUGGCAGCUCAGGCCAGACCUUCUUCUCAGACGUGGAUUCCACCGAUGCCGCCAGCACGUCCGGCUCUGCCUCCACCAGCCUGUCCUAUGACUCCAGAUGGACGGUGGGCAGCCGCAAGAGAAAGCUAGCAGCCAAAGCGUACAUGCCCCUGCGGGCAAAGCGUCGGGCAGCUGAGCCGGAUGGGCGCUGCCCCUCAGACAGCAGUGCAGAGGGAGCUCUGGGCCCCGAGCAGCCGGAUGAGGGCAUCGACAGCCACACGUUCGAAAGCAUCAGUGAGGAUGACUCCUCCCUGUCCCACCUCAAGUCAUCUAUCACCAACUACUUUGGUGCGGCCGGACGGUUGGCCUGCGGGGAGAAGUACCGAGUGUUGGCUCGGAGGGUCACCCCAGAGGGCAAGGUUCAGUACCUGUUGGAAUGGGAAGGCACUACCCCUUACUGAUUACCCCUCAGAGGCUGCCUGGAUCCCUGGAAACCAAAGGAGGGCCAGAAGAAGCCAUUGGCUCCCUGUUUUCUCCAGGCUGGGGUGGUGGAGGGAAGCAGGACAGGGCCUGGCUGCGGCCCCUGCCUGCUGCCUGCCAGGCCAAGGCCUGUGUGCUGCUGUACCAAGUGCCUGUGUCUCUGAGACCCCGCUGGCUCUUUCUCAUUGCCUAUACACUCCAUACCCCUCAAACUUUUUACUGGUUCCUCUGAAGGUAUCCUGGCUACGACCCCUGAUCCUGAGGCCUGAAUCCAUUUUUCAUUGUCCCCAGUUGUCCAUCUUUUUACCUCUCACCCGUUUGGGGUGUUUUGUGUAGUCGCACAUCUUCCAUGUGCGAAUGAACAUCUAUGGGACCACAGUGAGAGAAGGGAACGCUGAAGGUCUUUCACCUUCUCACUAAAAACCCUCACCCCAGGAGGAGAGGGAUGCCCGAAAAAAAGUUUAGGGUACCUGGGACCCCAGAGCCUGGGGAGUGAUGAGCUGGGCCUCUUCUGAAGGAACAGCCACAGGGUCCUUUACUGAGGCUAACUGCAGUAGUCAGGGUUGAGGGGCCCAGAAGUUUGCCUGUCCCCACAACAACCCUCCACUGUUGUCAUGGCCUGGAGGCUGCCUCACUGCACAGAAGGAUUCUUGAACCCUUGAUCUGGGAGGAACGCCUGACUAAAUCCCAGACCCAUUACAAAGUGAAACACCACAGGACUGUGUACAUAGACAAACACAGUCACGUGUCCCCUCCAGGGUACCCUGGACCCUGUCCUUGACCUCUUCCAGGGAUACAUGCUGCAGUUAAAUGUGAAAACCAAACUCCUGCUCCCCCUGGCCAGGGAACCAGCCCCAGCCCCACAGAAAAGCACAAAAGACACCCCCCCCCUUCCUGCAUAGUUCCUGCCUUGCCCAGGAGCUGACAAUCACUUUUGGGACAGGCUAGGGUUUUUCAAGGGCCUGAAUCAUGCAUUCCCUUCGGAAAGGAAAGGAAAGCCUUUGUCAUUGAUGGUAUAAAUAGAAUUCUUAGAAUGGACAAACCUGGCCCAUCUGGAGGGAAAACCAAAAUUCAGGGGUGGGCAAGGAGCCCUUGUUUUGCCUGCAACUGACUCACUGAGUUGGAAAAUGGAAAGAAGUGCCUUUGGGAUGGGAGGCAGGAGCACCAGAUUGGAACCAGCCUCACUGACUGCUGCUGUGGCGUCCAGAUGUCCAGGGUCUUGAAAACUGCCAGCUAGUCGGAGAUAACAGAGCUCUAUCAGAGGGGCUGACUUUUCCAUAACUGGGUCCGACCCCUCCACACGUACCAUGAGCAUUCAGGGGGUCUCUCUCUGAAGUAGGUUAGAUGACCCCCGCCUUAAACCUCAGCAACCAUAGUGCCUUGCAAAGGAACCUCACCCCUCACUUGGCACAGCCACCCUGUUCCCUCUGCUUCCCUGUCUUGGCUGAGGCAGGGAUGAGCAGAUGGACACUGGACCCAGUUCUUGGUCCCACAGCUGCUGCCACUGAGGUCCCCAAAGGGGGGCAGGUGGGAGGAGAGUUAUAAAGCCAACUCCCAGGACAGCAGGAGUGUGGGAACUGGGGUCAAAUUUGUAGCUUCCUGUUGGCUUUAGUGAACAUGGCAACCUCAAACAUCUGUUUUCCAGGCCACUAGGAAAGCCAGAGAGCAAGGCUGUUGGACAUCUGCCCCUUCCCUGCUGGGCCCCAGAAGCUCUGGGCCUGAGGGGCAGGAGGGUAGGCAGUGCUUGUCCCACUGGGAAAGCUAGCACAAGAACUGACCAAGUCACCUGACUCCCCUCACCAGCAUGGCACUCUUAUAAGACAAUAGCUGCAUUACUGCCAACUGACAGUAUAACCCUGUGCACCUUUGAAAAGAUCUGGGUUUUGAAUUGCUGCUUUUAAUAAUAUUUGUUAUAUUAAAGUUAUAAUUGAUGUGUCUGGU